Podospora bellae-mahoneyi is the source of this 561-nucleotide messenger RNA. RefSeq lists its product as uncharacterized. The record is from RefSeq and is a predicted model, not a curated record. Lineage: Eukaryota; Fungi; Ascomycota; Sordariomycetes; Sordariales; Podosporaceae. The coding region runs from base 1 to 474 and encodes 157 amino acids. The transcript is spliced from 2 exons.
AUGUGUUACGCCGGCUAUGCAAAACUCGCUCUUGGUGAACCGGAUGCGGCGGAUCCCCUUUGCGCAUCUCAUCUCAAUCACUCUAAUGACUACUCAGAGGCCGAGGGUGAGUGGACAGACGACCUGUACCAUAAAGCAAUUGCACUCGCGGACAUGGCAUUGAUUUACUCGUCUAUCUGCGUCACGCAGCGGGAUAUCGACAAUACGUUGGAUUGGUUCCAAGCGGCGAUGGAAACCUACCGGAUUGGGUAUAAAGGUCGUACAUGGAAGACUAUCGCACGCAGGGGCAUCGGGGUGCGGAGCAAUGCUCUCUUGGCUGAACACAUGGGUGGCAUGUUCAAUGCUGUCCAAGUCAUGAGGGAGUUGAGGAAGACGGAGGGAGGGUGGGCACACAAGCACUUGAGGGAAUUCCGCAGCGAGGUGGAGCGGUUCUACAAUGUCAAGGGGUUGGAUCUUGUGGGGCCCGUUAGAUGAGAGGACUUCUGACUCGGCGGUUUGCAUUCUUUGGCGCUAGACAGGUUGGGCUUGUUGUCGUUUUUGGGCGGUUUUGGAAGGUGGCAG